GGUUCUCAAAAGUACAAUAAUAUAAAUAUUACAGCGAUAAGAAAACUUAUAUAUUUUGUAUUAAUUGAUUUAAUUUAAAUGUGGGUGAGGUUGUGAUAAUAUCGAUAUUAAAUAAAGAUGUGGAGCUCCUGAAAGAGACUUCUUCAUAGUUCUGGCCGGUAGCAAAGGAACAAAUAAAAUUUCGCUUAAAUAAAACAUGUUAUAGAAAUUACACAUUUUCUAUAGUCUUCGAAUCUCGGAACUUAAAUGUACUUUUAAAACAAAAAACGAAUUACAUAUUUUCUAUUAUCUUUGAAUCUCAAACCUUUAAUUUACUUCUAAAGUCAAAACCAAAGAAAUGAUGUCCAAACCCAGAUUGAAAUGGAUAUUCCUACUCCUUCUGUCACUAUUUGUUAUAAUUUGGUGUCUGCUUUAUGGUUCUGAUAUGAAUCAAACAGACAUACGCUAUUGUUUUAUGAAUAGCUUUGGUGCGUCUCCAUCACUUUCAACAGCACAACAAAAAUAUGCACGAAAUAUUAUUGGUCCCCAGCUUAUAGACGAUAUAAUGCUCACGGAACCGAAACCAAAUGCAAGUGGACGUAGUAUUAUCUUUCAUGAAACCAGUUGUCCGAAUGAGAAGCUACGAAGUCGGGUGCAGUACUUAGGCAGUGCACCCAUUAAUAUUGUGGAACUUUCCGCGCGGCAAGCGUGCGCCAUUGAAUCAGCGGCAUUACACAAUCCCGGUUUUAGUGUUUUUGUGCUUUUUGCUAGUCCCGCAUACCGUGAUUACAAUAAUACUCCACCAGUGAUAGAAGCUAUACUUAGCUACCCAAAUGUACACUUACGCAACCUGAAUAUUUGGACUUAUGCUGCUGGAACACCAAUGUACCAGUGGUUAAAAGACGGCAAACUUUUUAGAUCCAGCUAUGUGCUAUCACACCUCUCCGACUUUCUACGCUAUUUAACGCUAUGGCGUUGGGGUGGCACCUACCUUGACAUGGAUGUUGUAGUGCUGCGGAGCUUAGAAAAACUACCACCAAAUUAUACGGGAGCGGAGUCAAGCGAGGAUCUUGCAGCGGGCGUAAUGAAUUUCGCUCCUGAUGGAUUUGGUCACGAAAUCGCCGAAAAAUGCUUACGAGACUUUCUGUUAAAUUUCAGUGGAAAAAAUUGGGGUAACAAUGGGCCGGGUGUCAUAACACGUGUCAUGAAUGACGUCUGUAAGACAACCAACGUUGACAUGAUGGAUGUCAAACGGUGUAUGGGAUUCCACAUAAUGCCAAGGGAAGCUUUUUAUGCUGUGCCUUGGAAGAAGUGGGAAUAUUUCUUUGAAGCACAGUACCUGACGGAAACCAUGAAUUUGCUUCGGGAUUCGUACAUAGCUCAUGUAUGGAACAAACACUCCAAGCAAAGGCACAUAAAAGUGGGCGCCAAAGUAGCUUACGGUGUUUUGGCAGAGAAGCAUUGCCCGAAAGUUUAUGCAGCAGCAGGCGAGUACAAUGGGUUUUUUCGGUAAUGCAAACUGCAAAACUAGCAUCUGCAUCAAACAUAGCAAAGCUGAUGCGCAAAAACAGCAAAAUUUUGCAACGAACAAGAAGUAGUUGCAGAAAAAAAUUGCAAGUUAAAAUUCAAUUUUGUGGAGCUACUUUGUCAUUCAAGAAAUACUUUCGAAUAAGUGUCAUGCAACAGCAGGAGCCAGCAUAACAUCAGCGGGGCAAAUUUUGUUGCAAAGAUACUACAAAUUUCCCCAUUACCGAAAAAGCCCAAUUUUUAAACAACAAACAAAUAACAGGUUGAAUGGUAAAGAAGGUUGAGGGCAAAAGAUAAAAGUAUUUUUAGCAUUUCGUUGAGUCGAAAGUAAGGAAUAGUUUUUAGUUUUUUAGUUGUCUGUGUAACUGUUAAGAGUUUAAGUUGAAAGGCGGCUUUAAGUGACGUUUUAUGUUUUAAUUGGAUAACCAUAGCAUAGUCAAUUCUCCUUCAUUCGAUACGAAACCUACAAUUGUGGGCGUAAAUUGUUUUGUUGUUUAUGUGUUAUAUUGUUUUAUGUUAUUUUGUAUGCAAAAGGCAAAACAUUUGCAGAAUCUCUUACGUAUUUUUUUUUACUAGAUUUAUAGAACUACAUGUUUUACAAACCAUAU
Molecule: messenger RNA, 2114 nt
Organism: Zeugodacus cucurbitae (melon fly)
Lineage: Eukaryota; Metazoa; Arthropoda; Insecta; Diptera; Tephritidae
Product: lactosylceramide 4-alpha-galactosyltransferase
Exons: 2
Coding region: 338-1492 (384 amino acids)
Biological process (GO): glycosphingolipid biosynthetic process
Molecular function (GO): alpha-1,4-N-acetylgalactosaminyltransferase activity
Source: RefSeq, a predicted model, not a curated record